Molecule: messenger RNA, 979 nt
Organism: Miscanthus lutarioriparius
Lineage: Eukaryota; Viridiplantae; Streptophyta; Magnoliopsida; Poales; Poaceae
Source: the annotation of a GenBank genome assembly
GAACGUGUGGAUGAUAGGAGAAGGACCGGCGGCCAGCAACCCGUCUACAAGAUCGUCGUCAUCACCGACCCCCUGCAGUCGCCGGUGUUGCCUUCCCCAAGGCAAAGGAUGUGAACCUGAAUGGAAUGAGACCUUUGUGUUCACCGUCUCCGAUGGUGCUACAGAGCUAUUCAUCAAGCUCCUGGAUAGUGACGGUGGCACCAAUGAUGAUUUUGUUGGUGAAGCAACGAUUCUCGUGAUCAAGGUUUCUGAGGAUAGCUUAGUGUGGUUGGAAGCACGCAGCCGUCUUAUAAGAAGCAGAUCCCUUGAUGUAUUACUACAGUUCAUCAGUGACAAGUCCAGAGGCCAGCAUGGAGAGCACAUGAGCCUCAUCCUGCACUUCCAGCUCGGCUAUGGAGUCGCAUCACCCUCUGCCUCCUCCCCAUCAGGCGGCGGCGGCGGAUUCUACCGCAUCGGUGGCAGAUUCGGAGCGCCCUCGCCGUCCACCAGUGCUCCUCCUCAGUACAACUUCAACGGCCUGCGCGUCCUGCUCUCGGACAGUGACGACACCAGCCGGGAGGUGACGCGGAAGCUCCUGGAGACGCUCGGCUGCCAUGUGCUGCCGGUCCCGUCGGCCGCGCACUGCCUCAGCCUUCUACUGGGGAGCGCCACCGCCGGCGGCGAUAAUCCGUCGUUCCAGUUCCCCUACUUGCAACCCCAGGCGGUGCUUCUGGACCUCCACACACCAGCCGCAGCUAGCGUUGACGCCGCCAGUGCGACGGAUGAUGGGUUUGAGGUCGCCCUCAGGAUCCGGGAGGUCACCGGCGACAGGUUCAGCUGGCUGCUCAUACUUGUCGCGCUGCCAUUGCCACCGAGAGCAAGCUGCAUCGACGUCCGCGACGUGUGCAAGCGGACGGGAGUGAAUGGCGUCAUCCACAAACCCAUCACGCUGCCAGCACUGGCAGCUCAGCUUCACAGAGUUGUCCACAAUGACAGCUGA